Messenger RNA from Amphimedon queenslandica, 809 nucleotides. Its product is annotated as protein arginine N-methyltransferase 7-like. NCBI's taxonomy places the organism in Eukaryota, Metazoa, Porifera, Demospongiae, Haplosclerida, Niphatidae. The coding region runs from base 2 to 751 and encodes 249 amino acids. The record is from RefSeq and is a predicted model, not a curated record. The transcript has 4 exons.
UAUGGUACAGGGUCACAGUACUCAAGACUCUCAAAACUUGAGUCUCUCAGACUCCAUUAGUUUAUUGUCUGUUGAUCCUAAUGACAUCACGCCCACUUACUUAAUUGGACAUUCUAUUGAUGUCCUGUUAGCUGAACCAUUCUUUGUUUUGAUGACGUUACCAUGGCACCCUCUCUACUUCUGGUAUGUACGGACUGCACUAGAUCCUCUUCUGUCAACUGAUUGUGCAAUAACUCCAGGCUCCGCCCACUUAAUGGGAAUAGCCGUUAAAUUUGAAAACCUUCAUCUAUUGAAACAUUCUCUUGGAAAAGUUAAAGAAUUUUAUUUAACACCAUGUGAUGAUGCAGUAAUGGAAAGUAUUCCUGAUAUUAAUAAGUCCUUGCCCCCUGAGUUCACUGUGGGAAUAUCCCACCUAACCCUCAGCGGGGUCCAGACACUAAUGAAAUUUGACUUUACAUCACCGGUUCCGAAAGACACAAUAUUGAGAGAGAAAGGAAGUUGGUCGUUGACCACACCCACUUCCUGUCAUGGGAUUGUUCUUUGGAUGGAGUACAGUACUGGAUGGACUCCAGUUUUACUGGACGAGCCCAUAUUUGGUCAUAAGUUGAACUGGUCGUCCAAUCAGAAUCAAGGAGUGUGUUUCUUUGUAAAGGAGGAUUAUGAGGGGGAGGGGUCAGUAGGUGUGGCUUAUGAUAUCAGUAUGAACACUGGAACUGGUGACUUGGGUAUGGAAUUUGAACUAAUUUUUUAACUACAAACUACAAAUUAAAGUAAAUGUACUUGUGAUAAUCAAGUGGUUGUUUACCUAA